UCAAAUGUUGUGUUGUGCCCUCUACUGGCUUUGAUUGAGAUGACAAAUAAUCAAAUUUUAAUAAGCAUGACGUGUUUAUUUUAAACUAGACAGAUGAGCAGUAGCAUUAUUAUUAUUUGAUGAAGUCUUUUCUAUCAACAUAUUGCCGUGAGAAUUUCAUGUGGUAUAGAAACAAUAAUUCAAAAUGUUUAUUGUGGAUUGGAUGACUGGAGUUCUUAACUUCUUAGGCUUAUGGAAAAAGAGUGGUAAGCUGUUAUUUUUAGGCUUAGAUAAUGCAGGAAAAACAACUCUUUUACACAUGCUUAAAGAUGAUCGCAUGGCUCAACAUGUACCAACUCUUCACCCAACAUCUGAAGAAUUAUCAAUAGGAAGUAUGAGAUUUACUACUUUUGACUUGGGUGGACAUAGCCAAGCUCGCAGGGUGUGGAAAGAUUAUUUCCCUGCUGUUGAUGCUAUUGUUUUUCUAAUUGAUGCAGAAGACAGAGAAAGGUUUCCAGAAUCUCUGGUUGAAUUAAAUAGUCUUUUAACAGAUGAGCAACUUUCAAACUGUCCAGUGUUAAUUCUGGGUAAUAAAAUUGACAAGCCUGGUGCAGCAAGUGAAGAUGAAAUGAGAGCUUAUUUUAAUUUAUAUGGACAGACUACUGGAAAAAGUAAAAUCCCAAGAUCAGAAAUACCAGGCCGUCCAUUAGAAUUGUUUAUGUGCAGUGUACUAAAAAAGCAGGGUUAUGGUGAAGGAUUUCGCUGGUUAGCUGAAUACAUAUAAAACUGACUUGAGUUUUAAAAUCUGUUUAAAGGGAAAAGAAUGUUCAUUUUAUUUAAUUGGUCCACAUAUUUUAUUUCUUCAGCAUCUGAUAUAUAAGCAUGUUCCAGUAUACCUAUUCAGAAGUUGCAUUUAAAACUUUUCGGCAUUCCAUCUAUUACAUUUGAUAAAUAUUGUACUUGAAAGGAAAUUUUAUGCUUGAUAAAAUCUUGUAUUUGUUAACAAGUAAUUUUUCAUGUUGUAUUUAUAUAUCUGGGUCAAACUCCUCUAUUUAUUUAUUUAUUUGUUUGGAUUUUAUUCAAAUUGUUUUUUUUUUUUUUAAAUAUAGUUCAAACAUUUGCUGUAAUUUUAAAUGUUAUAGUAUUGCGAAACUAAUCAUGAAUAUGUUGAAAUAAAGACACUUAUUUGUA
This is a messenger RNA of Parasteatoda tepidariorum (common house spider), 1170 nucleotides long. RefSeq names its product small COPII coat GTPase SAR1. Gene Ontology annotation, biological process: intracellular protein transport. Lineage: Eukaryota; Metazoa; Arthropoda; Arachnida; Araneae; Theridiidae. Gene Ontology annotation, molecular function: GTPase activity; GTP binding. The record is from RefSeq and is a predicted model, not a curated record.